Penicillium cinerascens is the source of this 654-nucleotide messenger RNA. RefSeq lists its product as uncharacterized. Bases 1 to 654 code for a protein of 217 amino acids. Lineage: Eukaryota; Fungi; Ascomycota; Eurotiomycetes; Eurotiales; Aspergillaceae. The record is from RefSeq and is a predicted model, not a curated record. The transcript is spliced from 6 exons. Gene Ontology annotation, cellular component: cis-Golgi network; endoplasmic reticulum; membrane. Gene Ontology annotation, molecular function: ER lumen protein retrieval receptor activity. Gene Ontology annotation, biological process: endoplasmic reticulum to Golgi vesicle-mediated transport; protein retention in ER lumen.
AUGAAUAUCUUCAGGCUUCUAGCCGACUUCUCCCACCUCGCGUCGAUCUUCAUCCUUUUACAAAAGAUGAAGACGUCCAGCAGCUGCUCCGGAUUGUCAUUCAAGUCACAAGUGCUCUAUCUACUCGUCUUCGUCACUCGCUAUCUCGACCUCUUCUGGACUUUCACCGAGUCACUCUACCUCACCACCUUCAAGCUCCUCUUCAUUGGAUCCUCGGGCUACAUUAUCUAUCUCAUGCUGAACGACUACAAGCCCACCCAUGACCCCAAUAUCGAUACAUUCAAGGUCCAGUACCUUCUUGGAAUCAGUGCCAUUCUGGCCCUUCUCUUCCCUCACGAUUACCGUCUCUCCGAGAUCCUCUGGACAUUCUCUAUUUGGCUGGAGUCCGUCGCUAUCUUGCCUCAACUGUUCAUGCUGCAACGGACGGGCGAAGCUGACACGAUCACAACCCACUACUUGUUUGCUCUUGGUGUAUACAGGGCUCUCUAUAUCCCAAAUUGGAUCUUCCGGUAUUUCACGGAGGCCUCCUUCCAACGGUCGUUCCAGCCGGUCCCCAUCAUUGCAGGCAUUGUUCAGACACUGCUCUAUUCGGACUUCUUCUAUAUCUACUACAACAAGGUUCUGAAAGGCAAGAAGUUCUCGCUCCCUGUUUAA